Messenger RNA from Vollenhovia emeryi, 627 nucleotides. RefSeq lists its product as uncharacterized. The coding region runs from base 144 to 551 and encodes 135 amino acids. The transcript has 5 exons. The record is from RefSeq and is a predicted model, not a curated record. NCBI's taxonomy places the organism in Eukaryota, Metazoa, Arthropoda, Insecta, Hymenoptera, Formicidae.
AGAUGAAUGAAGCGCAUUCAUGAACCUUAGGCAUCGUUUAUCAGCCUGUCUCAUUAAAUAAGACGCUUUAUCGAUGUUCUACCCGCAAGUACAUUCAUGACUCGUGUAAAAAGUAACGCGGAGGGAAUACAGUGAGAACAUGAAUGGAAGAUGGAAACUUAUAUACAAAGUCUCCUCAACUGUGUUGCACGAGGAUCGUCAACAGCUCGAAGAGCCACAGCUCAAGUGCUCUCGGCAAGAAAAGCCGGUUCUACACGCGGCGAGUUCUCCCGGCGGGACACAACAGAGGGUCGUCCCAUAAAAAUGCGAGGCGCGUACACUAUCGCGAUGCUCAUCCGCCGUAUUACGAUGCGCCGCACGGCCGUACAUGGGACGUGUAUGAUAGGCGAUCUUUUCUCUUUAGGCAAAGGAAGAUUCUGAUGCUACAAGAGCUCAACGUCAGAAGCGAACGCGACAACUAUAACCAGAACAAACGUCUCGUAAUUGUCAAGUCGAGGAGUAAAUCACUGACCAAAAUCAUGUACACCAAUGCCUACACUAAUUCCCAUUAAACGAGGAAGACGCUUCUUCCCUGCCUCAAGAUACGUCUGCGUGAAACGACUCCCCCGCUGAAUCGUGCAUAAAAAU